CUUUUAAAUGUCAAAAAAUCGCAUUUAAUGUUUGGCAAAGGCUCUCGCGAUUAAUUGGCGUUUAAAGAGUUCGCCGAUCCAUUCCAGUUUUCCCGCUCGAAUGUGCGCCAGAUUUGCACGGAGCUCGACCCUGACGUUCAGGGGAAUUCCCUCGUUUAUAAUUAGAUGGGUCGGGUGUCGAGGACCCUCUUUUUCGCAGUGCACGAGCAGAAAUAAUAAUAAUAAUAAUGUGAAACAUUGGAGCAUGCUGGGGGCCCCAUUGGCCGCGUCCCCCCUCAGACUGUGCGCUGUCCCUGGGUACGAUGGAAGGUGCAACGAUGUCGUUUACUGCAAUCCGUCGCAUCGCGCGGAAAAUCAAUCGACCGUCAUCUACUUCGGCGGGGACAUGCAGGACUUUACGGAGAAUAUGCAGUCGCACAGAGACAGCAAGAAUUAUCUGAAAUGGAAUCUGGAGGAUACGGCUCGGAUCCUCCACGGUAACUUUGCAGACUGUCACAUCAUCGUGAUAAGACCGGCGAGAAUCGAGUACAAGACUUUCAGCUGCUUCAAGAACUUCGUGCCGUGCAACAACUGCGGUUCGCCGGAGCACACGCCGAUGCACUUUGCGCUGCAGCACCUCGAGCGACUUCUGCAGAACGUGUCGGAGAAGCUGCGCACGAUGUCUGCGGAAGAUGUUGACGCGGCGAUAUCUCUAUCGAAGACCAGUCAUAUUCACGAUGAGACUGAGACUGAGGCGGAGCAGACGCCGCACGUCGGUAGCGAUGAGGCGAAUCUGUGGUGGCGCGAGAAUCUGCACCUGGACAAGAACAAUCUGCUGGUGAUCGGCUUCAGCAAGGGCUGCGUCGUGCUGAACCAGUUCCUCUACGAGUUCCAUUACCUGAAGACUUUGACUCCCGACGACCACUCAUCGAUGAGCGUCGUCUCGCGCAUCAAGGACAUGUACUGGCUUGACGGUGGUCAUUCCGGUGGCAAGAACACUUGGAUCACGUCGCGUCCCCUCCUGGAGACGCUCACCAGACUAGGUAUCAACGUCCACAUCCACGUGACGCCGUACCAGAUCCAGGACGAUCGCAGACCGUGCAUACGCAAGGAGGAGAAGGUCUUCGGGGAUCUGCUUAGACGGCUCGGCGCUCCCGUCACCCGCACCAUCCAUUUCGAGAACAUGUUUCCCAAUCUCUACAUGCACUUCGACAUCAUCAACGUCUUCAGAUUAGUCAAUGUCCACGGCUCCUCUACCCAAUGCACCGAGCCCGCAUCAAAAUGAUCUCUCCUCCAACUAACUUAUAUCUUUCUCUCCCUCGACUCUCCAUAACGUUUCCUUCGAACGGAAUUGACUUUUAUAUUUAUUUACGUUUCCUUCGCAUGAAAAACCCAACCCGCGUUUAAUUUACACUCUUACAUUAAGAGCCCUAAAGUUUAUUGUUAACUAUUUAUAUUAUUUUUCAACCGCUCAACUCUUGUUUACUGUUCAUCUCCUUUCGUUUUUCAAUUGUUACUUCGGGCAAUAAUAAACAGGACGAUUCACAACGAAAACUGCUGCUGAUCCCAAUUUAAUUUCCCAAAUUUGAUUUCGUUACGAUCUCUCUCUCUCUCUUCACUAGGAUAAUUGUACUCUGCGUAGAAUUUAUAUCAAACAAAAAAAAUUCUUAGCGAAGUUUUUUAGGAAAUUGGAACAAAAAUAAAUCAAAUUAUUUAUCGAUUGUUUUCCGAGGAAACAAAGUGUAUUUUUCAACAAAAAA
This is a messenger RNA of Nicrophorus vespilloides, 1739 nucleotides long. Its product is annotated as UPF0565 protein C2orf69 homolog. Bases 101 to 1264 code for a protein of 387 amino acids. The record is from RefSeq and is a predicted model, not a curated record. NCBI's taxonomy places the organism in Eukaryota, Metazoa, Arthropoda, Insecta, Coleoptera, Silphidae. Gene Ontology annotation, cellular component: mitochondrion. The transcript has 6 exons.